Molecule: messenger RNA, 4519 nt
Organism: Candoia aspera
Lineage: Eukaryota; Metazoa; Chordata; Lepidosauria; Squamata; Candoiidae
Gene: ARHGAP30
Product: Rho GTPase activating protein 30
Exons: 12
Coding region: 338-4375 (1345 amino acids)
Biological process (GO): small GTPase-mediated signal transduction
Molecular function (GO): GTPase activator activity
Source: RefSeq, a predicted model, not a curated record
GAUUUUCUACCUUUCCCCCUUCUACAACUGUAGCUUUGCUGCAGUGUCCUGGUGGGCCUGGAACCACAGGAGCACCCCCACUUCUGGUGGCCCCAAGGCUGCAAAGAGAGCCCUUUCUGAAGCCUUUGGAUGGGAUGAGUAUUGGCCACGGAGACUAGAAUGAAUUUAAGGAAGCAGAAGAUCGCCGUGGGCCAGUAAAUGAGUUCUGGGCAGCUGGGAGCAGAACAGCCAACAGCUUUUGCCUGAAGCCCAAUGGACUUGGCCCAGCCUUGGAAGCUGAAGAAGGCAGAAGGGUGUAAGCGCUGAGGAAGAGGAGGAGCGGGGCCCCUUAGCCCCCAUGUCGCUGGCCAUGAAAGCUCGGCAGAAGGUGAAACGGAAGGGACCGGCCAAAGAUCGGGUCUUUGGGUGUGACCUGGUGGAGCAUCUGCAGUCAUCUGGCCACGAUGUUCCCCAGGUCCUGAAGAGCUGCACGGAGUUUGUGGAACAGCAUGGAAUCCUGGAUGGCAUUUAUCGGCUCUCGGGAGUCUCUUCAAACAUCCAAAAAUUAAGGCUUGAGUUCGACAAUGACCGGAACCCUGAUCUUAACAAAGAGGUGUAUCUGCAGGACAUUCACUGUGUGAGCUCCCUUUGCAAAGCUUACUUCAGGGAGCUUCCCAACCCACUCCUCACCUACCAGCUGUAUGAUAAGUUUGCCGAAGCUGUGGCCAUCCAGCUGGAAGAAAGCCGGCUGGAAAAGAUCAAGGAAGUGCUGAAGGAACUUCCAGCCCCGCACCACCGAACCCUCGAAUUCUUGAUGAAGCACCUCGUCCGCAUGGCGUCUUUUAGUUCCCAGACCAACAUGCAUGUGCGAAACCUGGCUAUUGUCUGGGCGCCCAACCUGCUCAGGUCCAAGGACAUCGAGGUGUGUGGCUUCAACGGCACGGCAGCCUUCAUGGAGGUCCGCAUCCAGUCCAUUGUGGUGGAGUUUAUCCUUACCCACGUGGAUCAGAUUUUUGGAGAUGCCCCUCUCUGCGGUGGUACCCGUGAGUCCAUCAGGAAGUCCCUCCUUGCUAUGUCACCAGUUGUCCUUUCUGAUUUUCCCUACAAUGUCCCAGCGGUGCUGAACCAGGGGGAUGGGCCCCCCCAGAUGCGACCCUACCACACCAUCAUCGAAUUCAACGAGACCAAAAGAAAAGGGUCCCUUAAAGCCAAGAAAUGGAAGUCAAUCUUCAACCUUGGGCGAUCCAGCCACGAGUCCAAGCGCAAGUUGAAUAAGUCAGAGGAUAAAGUGGGUAAGAUACGACUGCGUCCAGCCAAAAGCAUGGAUUCGCUCAGCUGUAUGCCGUCGGUCAGUGAUGAUGAUGCCCACUUGGGGAGGGAGUUAUCCCAAAAGCUCGAGAGUUUUGAUGGACCAGUUUCACUUGACAGCAGUUUCUUGGAAUCUGGGUACGUUUCUGUCAAGAGUAAAUCUGAAGACCCGCAGGAUGAAGCCACCAAGUCAGAACCCACCACCCCAAAAGCCAGCAGGUCCAAUCUUGUUGGAGGGACCUCUCAAGGGCGAUCCCCCAAGACCGCAAGGAACCGGGCUGAGAAAUGUGCCGGGGUCCAUAUCUCAGGACCGUUCUCGGUCACGGUCCCAUUCCACAUCACGUCCAACCUCACUUUGUCCCGGCUGACCCGAGGGCUGGAGUGUCCGGCUCUGAGCCACCGCACCUUGGAGAAUGAGAGCCCCGAGGCCACGUCUUCCAACGAGGAAGACUUUUCCAGGACGACAGAAGACAAGGAGAAGCUGAUGUCCUCAGUCACUGCGAAUAAGGAAGUAACUGCAGGAACAGAGACAACUGUUGAAGCCCAAAUUGACCCUGACAAGAACUGGAUAUCUUUGGAGGUCGAGGAUUCCUUCUCGUUCCUGGACAGCCAGGAUGCCUGGAUAGACAAUGUCCCAGAGGAAGGUCAGAUGCAGAUGAAUUCCAGGGAGGGCCUUGAUCUUCCAUCACGUGACUUGGACAUCUUACCAAGCCCUGAAGAUGAUUUGGGAAGUGGCUUUAUGAAUGAGAUGAUGGAGCUGGAGACGUAUUCCAUGGUGCCAGCACUGGGUUAUCUGUCCAUUGAAGAAUGUAUGAAUGAACACUCAGAAGAAGAAGAUGACCAGUAUUAUCUUGCCAUGGGAUUCAUUGAUGAAGAGCCAUCCAAGGAAGGUGAUGCUGAAGAGGUCUAUCUGAGUGCUUUUGAUGAUCUCAGCCCCUUAGCUAGUGAACUGAAACAUCUUCAGCAAUUUAAUGAAGAUCAGACUCCUGACAUCCCUUCCCCAGAACUCACAGUGGAAGUUGACACUUCCAGGAUGCCUAGAGAAACCUUCGUUGAAGAUCCAAAGAGCUCACAGUUACUUGAAGCUGGCAUGGACCCUCAGCAAGGUGACUCUUCAACUUGUGACAUAAUACUAACCAAGGAUCUGGAUCCAAAAUCAGCCAAGCCAUGUGAGGAAGAAUGGGGUUCCGGAAGCAAUUCUAACGAGGUGGAAAUCAACCUGACAGAAAAAGCUGAGGUAGAACCUGUUUUUUCAAUGCUGCAGUUAGAAGAUAGGAACGUUGGAAGUGGGGUUGAUCUCUUUGUACUAAAAUCUGGGUGUCUUGAUGAAGCUGCUUGCCAAAAAUCUCUGGAUCCAGAGUCUGGGGAAAAAAGUGCUGAGGCUGAGAAGGUAGAACCCAUUUUUUCGUUGUUGCAGGUAGAGGACGCAGAUGUUGGAAAUGAAGUUGAUGUCUUUUUAAGAAAAACUGGCCGUCCUGAAAAUGUUGCCUGCCAAACAUCUCUGGAUCCAGAGCCUGAAACCCAGCUAAUCAAAUCAGGUGCUGAAGAUAAGGGGCAACUUCAGAAUACACCUGAACUUGAGCAGAUUCCAUGCCCUCCUUGCGGCACCAGAGUGGAAACUCCUCCUUCAGACGUGGUUGAGAGUUCCAGCAAACACUUGGGUGAUAGAUUUGUGAUUCCAGAGAUGGCAGGGCUGCACAGUGGAGAUGCUGCACAAGCUGCUUCAUCUGUGGAAGAACUCAACUCACUUCCAAGUCUGGUUCCUUCUUUACUGGACAGUAAUUCUGAGAAUGCACCUUCUACAAGCCUCCCAGCACUGGCUGCUUGGAAUCCUGAGCAUACCUCUUCCUCUGGGACAGCUUAUGCACAGGCACCUUUGUUCGACAGUUGCACGAACUCUGAGGACCUCUCACUUACAGCCUCUCCUCCAAAACCCUGCCUAGAAAGUCUUCUGCAGAGACCUCAGUACGAAGUGCCGGUGGAAGCUUCACACCCUAUAGAGCAUGGGCUCUUGGAUGGAAGCGUCCACAUGAAGUUGACAUCCAGUACUACCCGAGUUCAGCAAGUGAAGUCUUUCCCAGUUGUGCCACCAAAGCCCCAGUUUGCUAAGGUGCCUCCCUCCUUAAAGCCUGUGACUCCCAGCAAGGAACAUCUCAUCACUGUCCCGGGUAAGAACUGUGAGAACGGGACCAAGCAGGAACCCAACCAAAGCUCUUUGAAAAGGCCCUUCCACCUGACCAGCUUGGACACCUUUUACCGUACCAGAGACAGCAACCAAAAGGUAGAAAACCUCCCAGCAUCUCCUGUGCCACCCAGCUCUUCCGAGAAUUGCUCCAGCAAUUUGGGUGCCCUUCCAAAGCAACGGAAUUCCAUGCCCGUGAGCUUGGAGAAGUUCAGCAAUGACUGCAAGGACAAAGAGGACAUCAUCCCAAAGCCACAGCAUGCUCCACAGGAUAAAUCCUUUGCGUGGUCCAAGAGUGGGGAGCUUGGAGGAAGCAGCCUUCACCUUACAAAGGGCUCUCUGCCAGGGAGCUUGGAUAAACAGAAGAGCAGCCAGCACGAUGACGGGAAAGGACCUGCCCAUGGACUGCUUUUGCUGGAGAAGCCCACCAGCGAGGGCUUUGAGGCCACUCCCCAGAAGCAGGGCUGGAACAACUGGCGCAACAGCGGAAGCAUGUCGUUCGAUGAGGCUGUGGCCCUCGCCAAGGAAAGGCACGUUGCCAAGAGUCCUAUGCGGCGAAUGCAAACCUAUUCCUACGGAGAGGUGGACGGGCCACACGGGCCGUCCAGGAUGGAGAAGACCGUUCCUGCCCCGAAGCCUGCUCUGAAGCCUCUGGGCCAGCUACCCCAGAGGCCGCUGAGUUGCAUCAGCACAGCUGGACCCCCAGAGGCCCAUGCUCUGGGAAAGCUGCAUUUUCCUCCAGCAUUGCCUGACAUCACCCCGGAAGGUGUGCACACCCCGGGACAGGAAGUGUCCCCUUUCCCUCAGGACUUUCCUCCGAGGAGGAAGCCGAGCUUGUCCAAGAUAGGGCGGCUCUUGUCUGUGUCUGACGAGGCGUAUUUUGCAUUGUCCCACGAGCAGAGGUGACUGGCUGGCCCCACCCGUCCUUCUGGGGGGGCCGAUUCAUGCUGCCCUGCACUGGUGGGGGCUCCCACCAUGACACACCCGUUAGAACGACAGGAGGCCGUUGCCAGAUCAAAGCAAAGGCCCAUCUAAUCCAGCCUUCCCCAA